AUGUCCAGCAUUUCAGAAGACCUCUACCUUCAAAUCCUUAUAAGGGUACCAGUGAAAUUUACGUUUGUAUGCAAGUGUGUGUGCAAGAAUUGGUUAGAUCUAAUUUCUAGUCCUAAGUUUAUCAAAAUGCAUCUUGAUUUUAAUAUCCAAAAGAAUAACUAUAAUCUCAUGCUUAAUGAGUUUAGUGAGUUUAGCCAGGAUUACGAAUUGCACUCCAUAAGUUAUAAUUCAUUAUCGGUAGCGUCCGUGAAUGAAUUCCAAGAUGGUGUUGUUAAUAUGAAUUACCCAUUUAUAUCCGAGGAUCAUGAUGUUGCAUUGAAAAGUUCAUGUGAUGGUUUAGUUUGCUUAGGUUUUCAUGAUGGUAGCGAUUUCUUCUUGUGUCUUUGGAACCCAGCCACCAAUGAGUAUCUUGAACUUCCUGAACCACCCCGUGAAGAUGCAAACGAGUGUGAGCACUCGUAUUUGUUAGACUUAUUUUCCAUUUAUGCUUUAGGUUAUGAUUACAAGAUAGAUGAUUACAAGUUGGUAAAAGUCUUGAUGGGAGGAAGGGACAGUUUAAUCUACAUUUAUACGUUGGGAUCAAAUUCCUGGGAAUCCAUUCAAACCAUCCCUUAUAAGUGUACUAUUAAUACAGGGUCUGCUGGGGAUAUUAUUGGUGGAGCUGCUCAUUGGUUAGUCGAAACCCCGACCAACUCCAAGGCUAUAGUGUCCUUCGAUAUCAGCGAACAGAGAUUAGAAGAAUUGCAACUACCAGAAGAACCUCUGAUAAAGAAGCAGACUUUCACUCUGGGAAAGUGGGAUGAGUCUCUCUGUCUACUUGUUAAUGUUGAUAACAAUAUUCAAUUUGAUGUAUGGGUGAUGCAGGAGUACAGAGUUCAGGAUUCUUGGUCUAAACAUAUUUCUGUUACCCUGAGAUCGGUUGCAAAGGACUCCUUUUUGAGGCUGAUGUGGUCUUUCAAGAAUGGUAAGAUUCUACUUAAGACUAGCGGUGAUUUAGUACUGUAUGACCCGACGAAUGCAAGUCCAAGCGAAACAUAUAUUUGUUGUCGAAGGCUGGUGCCCGGAGUGGAGAAUUAUGUCGAAAGCCUAGUUUCGCUCAACUCUGGUACUUAUGUGGGAAGAUAG
This is a messenger RNA of Papaver somniferum (opium poppy), 1125 nucleotides long. Its product is annotated as F-box/kelch-repeat protein At3g06240-like. The transcript has a single exon. The coding region runs from base 1 to 1125 and encodes 374 amino acids. Gene Ontology annotation, molecular function: protein binding. The record is from RefSeq and is a predicted model, not a curated record. Lineage: Eukaryota; Viridiplantae; Streptophyta; Magnoliopsida; Ranunculales; Papaveraceae.